GGCGUGGCUAGCCGGAAAAGCGCGCCCGCGGGGACGGGGCGUUCAUUCAUAAGGAGCGGCCGCUGCUCUCAAUGGGGUGGUCCUGGGGGGACUACGUCGGUGUCACCCUCGCGUCACCCCCGCGGCGGGGACAGUGACACUCCGGGGCUGGGCAGCGCUGUGCAGGGGAGGAUGCCGAUCAUUUUGUUCUGGUGCAUGAAAUACCCGCACUGAAGGUGGCCCCGGCGGCUGCGGAGCUUUGGGAUGCGCUGGUGGCUCCUUACCAUCCUGGGGGUGCUGAGCAGCCCCCGCAUGGGGACCGCUGCCUGUGAGCUGCUGCGAUGCCCACCCGGAGAGGAACCCAUUGGGGCGUGCAGCACGGCGCGGAGCUGCCGCCCCUGUCCCCCCGGCUCAUCCUCUGCAGGGGAUGCACCGUGCACCUGCAUGCACGGGUUUUACAGCCCCGAUGGCAAUAGGGAGCCCCAGGGCCGGUGCUUGCCCUGCUCCGCUGCACCCCGUGGUACCCUGGGGUGCGCAGGCUGGCGGCGAGCCCGGAGCGUGGUGGCACCUCAGGGACCAUCGGGGACCAAUGGGACACGGGAGGUUCGGCCGGAGGAGGCGGCGGCGGCACAGUCAGCCGUGUUGGCCAUCGUGCCCGUGUUCUGUGCCAUGGGAUUGCUGGGCAUCCUGGUGUGUAACCUGCUGAAGAAGAAGGGCUACCACUGCACCGCACACAAGGAGCAUGAGCACGGUGCCAACACCAGCGGUCCCAGCUCCAUCUACCAGAUUGAGGAUGCCAACGAGGACACCAUCGGGGUCCUGGUGCGCCUCAUCACGGAGAAGAAAGAAAAUGCCGCGGCGCUGGAGGAGCUGCUGAAGGAACAUCAGAGCACACAGCCAGCACCAGCGGGCUGCAAACCUGCCUACAAGCUGCACCUCCUGCCUCAGUUUCCCCCCUCCUGCUGCCACCAGCAGCACCUGCACACAGUGCACGGCCCAGCUCCCCCUUCGGACCCCCCCUGCACCCGCUGCAGCCAAAGGAAGUGGCCCCAGGUGCUGCCAUCCACAGCCACCAAAGCCACCAGACCCACCGGUGAGAUCACCAUCCUCUCCAUUGGAAGAUUUCGGGUGUCCCGGAUCCCCGAGCAGAAGCCUGGCGUUGGAGGUGAUCCUCUCCCCACCAGCACGAGGCCGUCAUGGCUGAAAAGCACUGACAGCCGCCCCGAGGGUAGCCCCUACGCAGCUCGGUUUGGGGACAGCACCCUCGCCAUGUGACACCCCCAGGUCCCCCUUGGGGCCAGCCCUGAUGCAGGGUGAGGGGCUCAGACACUGCAUGAUGCAACACCCAGGCACCACGUGGGGCGAUGGCAGCCAAAACAUCCCUGGGAUGAGGAAGGGCUGCCCCCAGAUAGAUGUCCCUUGGUGGAUGUACCCAGUGCGGUGGCACCAGGAUGACCAGGGCUCAGCCCAUGGGGCCCUUUAUGACUGUCAGGUGAUGGAUUCUUAAUGUUUUUUCUGUUUUAAAACAUUUUGGGUUAAUUUGUGGAAAUGAAGUCACUAACACAUGGGACUUUGGGGGUGGUGACCCCUCCCUGUCCCUACCAUCACUGCUGGCACCAGCUUGGCACCAGCUCCCUCACCCCCCAGCACCCUGUUGCCCCUUCCCCCUAUUUAUUACCUCUCCGGGGCUUUCCCAGCCCUUUGAGACCUUUCUGUUGUGUUUUCUUAAUUAUUUUUUUAUUUUAUUUCAAGCCUCCUGGCUCUGUUGCUGGAGAGGAUGUCGUUAAUAAACGAGCUCUAUUUUGGAGCAAGAAGGUGGGGUUCGGUGCUUUUCUUCUCUCUCCUCUUUCCUCUUCUACCCUAUGUGUUUAAUAAAGCCCUAGUAGGGACACCUGGACAUGGGAGGGGGGACUGUGCCCAUUUGGGGACACCCUGAUCCCCCAGAAAGGGUCUCAGCAUCAUUAUGAGGUGUCUAGAGCAGCUGCUGCAUGGGUUACAUGGGAUGUCCUCCUCCAUAGCAUGGUGACAGCCACCACGAAUGGCUUGGGGAGUGACACUGCCACCUCAAGUGUCCCCAUGGUCCAUAGGCCACAAUCCAUCCUCAGCACCCCACAAAGAGCAGCACUCAGCUCUGUGCCUCAUGGUGCUGAGACUGGGGACAAAGACAGUGUUUGGUGAACACCUUCUUCAUCUGCUGGGCUGCAGGGAUGGAGAUGAAAUGCUUGGGGAACGUCACCAGGGAGCUUCCCCCACGAUUCUUCCUAACCCUCUAUCAAGGCUACAGGACCAUGCUGGACAUAUUGGGACGUGAGUCAACUCAUGGAUUGGGGU
This is a messenger RNA of Numida meleagris (helmeted guineafowl), 2310 nucleotides long. RefSeq names its product RELT, TNF receptor (gene RELT). Gene Ontology annotation, biological process: apoptotic process. The coding region runs from base 244 to 1254 and encodes 336 amino acids. The transcript has 12 exons. The record is from RefSeq and is a predicted model, not a curated record. NCBI's taxonomy places the organism in Eukaryota, Metazoa, Chordata, Aves, Galliformes, Numididae.